GGCCUCGGAGACAGAGAACUGCUUCCGGGAGCGCGGAGGAGGUCACAAGUCAUGUGACGACGGCUUUCCGGGGAGACUUGUCUUUGAAACUGUCCCUGAAGUUACGGCGGAGAGAGCACCGCAGCCCAGAAAGCCAGUAACUCGAGCCGCUUCGCUCGGUAUACAGCCGGGGCCCGCAGGGGGCGCGAGCGGUGAGACGGAGAGGGAGAGCACUGGCCUUCCCCUCUCCUUUGGGCCUACAUGUCGGCGACUGGAGGGUGGAGUGGGCUGAGGUAGGGCAUCCCAGCUUCCUUCUGGCUCUUUGGGAACUCCCACCUCGCUUGGGCUUCCCUGGUGCGAGUCCUAGAGCCACGGAUCCUUGCCCGGCCUUGAUGAGAGCCGACUCCGCUUAUUAGGCUGGAGGUGAGAAGAGAGUGAGAAGAAGGUCUUGAGGGGAGAAUCACCAGGAGUUUCUCUUCCAGGAGUGGAGAUUGAUCCUGCGGAAGAAAGGGGUUCGUCAUGGCGGAUGACCUAAAGCGAUUCCUGUAUAAAAAAUUACCAAGUGUUGAAGGGCUCCAUGCUAUUGUUGUGUCAGAUAGAGAUGGAGUCCCCGUUAUUAAAGUGGCCAAUGAUAAUGCUCCAGAGCAUGCUUUGAGACCUGGUUUCUUAUCUACUUUUGCCCUUGCAACAGACCAAGGGAGCAAACUUGGUCUUUCAAAAAAUAAAAGUAUCAUCUGUUACUAUAACACCUACCAGGUGGUUCAAUUCAAUCGUUUACCUUUGGUGGUGAGUUUCAUAGCCAGCAGCAAUGCCAAUACAGGACUCAUUGUCAGCCUAGAAAAGGAACUUGCUCCGUUAUUUGAAGAAUUGAGACAAGUGGUGGAAGUUUCUUAAUCUGGCAGUGGUUUUGACGUAAACCUUUUCAUCAUAACAGACACAAUAUCAAUCCAGCAAUCUUUAGACCACAACAAUACUUGUAUCCAUGUACUCAAGAAAGGGCCCCUUUUCCCACCUUACACUAAAGAAAGAGCCUAUAGUUAUAAUUUAUGGACAGAUUGAUUGUUAUCUUUUCUUGUGUAGGGUCUUUUCUUGACUUAGUGAGAUCUGGGGUUACCACAGAAACGGCUCAUUACAUCACAGCUCCCAUGGAGUUAGUCCAGUCACAGAUAUGCAUGAGAUUCUAUUCAUUGGAUCAGAAUCAAAAUGAUACUUUGAUCCACUUGAGCCAUUAAGUGCUCCCUAUUAUAUAAUAUGCCCAGGCCUGCAGAAUGAAGCAGACCCUUUUUAUUGUGAAUAAUAAUGAGGACAUAUUUUUCUUUAUAUUGUUUUAUUUCUUUGCAUUGAGUGUGAGGAAGAUAAAUGGCUUAGUAAAAGUAAUAAAAUCAGUACAAUCACUAACUUUUCUAUGUAUAUAUUAUUUUGCAAUAUAAGUGAAUAUUACUAAUUGAUUUGAUUCUUUUCAGAGGGUGCUGCUCUUUAAUGAAAAUGAUAGCUAAUGGUUUUUUUCUCCACUCUGCUUUCUAUAACCAAUCAGUGUUUUAAUGUUUGUGUGUUCUUUAUAAAAUUUAGAAGUAAUUCAUUAUUGAAUUCUGUUUCCAGAAUUGGUAUGUAUGUAAACAUGGUAGUACAGCCUUUUUUUUUUUUUUCAUACAUGAGUAUAAAUAAAAUAGUAUUUUUUAAAGUA
This is a messenger RNA of Canis lupus familiaris (dog), 1663 nucleotides long. RefSeq names its product late endosomal/lysosomal adaptor, MAPK and MTOR activator 3 (gene LAMTOR3). Gene Ontology annotation, cellular component: Ragulator complex. The transcript has 6 exons. The record is from RefSeq and is a predicted model, not a curated record. The coding region runs from base 499 to 873 and encodes 124 amino acids. NCBI's taxonomy places the organism in Eukaryota, Metazoa, Chordata, Mammalia, Carnivora, Canidae. Gene Ontology annotation, biological process: cellular response to amino acid stimulus; positive regulation of TOR signaling.